Messenger RNA from Penicillium subrubescens, 1629 nucleotides. Its product is annotated as phytoene desaturase family protein. Gene Ontology annotation, biological process: carotenoid biosynthetic process. The coding region runs from base 1 to 1629 and encodes 542 amino acids. The record is from RefSeq and is a predicted model, not a curated record. The transcript has 4 exons. Lineage: Eukaryota; Fungi; Ascomycota; Eurotiomycetes; Eurotiales; Aspergillaceae. Gene Ontology annotation, molecular function: oxidoreductase activity.
AUGGCUCCUCCAAGUGCUAUCGUCGUGGGAGCUGGAGCUGGAGGGAUAGCAACGGCUGCUCGGUUGGCAAAAGCGGGAUAUCAGGUCACCGUCGUUGAGAAGAAUGAAUUCUUAGGAGGUCGAUGUUCGCUUGUGCAUCAUGAAGACUACAGAUUUGAUCAAGGCCCUUCACUCUUGCUCAUGCCAGAAGUGUUCCACCAGACAUUUCACGAGCUGGGCACUACUCCAGAAAAGGAGAAUAUCCGAUUACUGACAUGCGAGCCCAACUAUCGCAUCUGGUUCUCCGAUAAUGACCAUCUGGAGAUGUCAACUGAUAUCAGCAAAAUGAAGCCUCAAAUAGAGCGUCUCGAAGGUCAAGAUGGCCUUGAGGGUCUGUUUGGAUUCCUGAGAGAGUCUGGCCAGCAUUACGAUCUUUCUAUGAAGCAUGUCCUGUGUAAGGAUUUCCCGAAUAUCUGGGCUAUGCUUCGACCGGGUCUUGUUCUGUCGUUGUUGUCAUUACAUCCGUUUGAGAGUAUGUAUGGUCGCGUUAAGCGUUACUUCAAGUCCGACAAGCUUAGACGGGCGUUUACUUUUGCGAGUAUGUAUCUUGGGAUGAAUCCGUUUGAAGCUCCUGGGACAUAUUCGCUUUUGCAGUAUACCGAGCUUGCGCAUGGGAUUCUCUAUCCAGAAGGAGGAUUCGUGAAAGUACUCGAGGCAUUGGCCCACGUUGGAGAACGCUUCGGAGUGACAUACCGUAUGGGCACUGAAGUCGCUUCCAUUAUUCAAUCUCCCGAUGGCACGGCUCGUGGUGUACGACUCUCCUCCGGCGAAGAGCUUCUCGCCGACACUGUCAUCAUCAAUGCCGAUCUAGUCUAUGCAUUCAACAACCUAUUGCCACCAACCACUUACGCCCAAAGCUUGACCAAACGACCAGCUUCAUGUAGCAGCAUCUCUUUCUUCUGGUCAUUUGAUCGAGUCGUCAAGGAACUCUCGGUGCAUAAUGUAUUCUUGGCGGAAGAGUACAAAGACAGCUUCGACUCCAUCUUCCACCACCACCAACUACCCACAGAACCCUCCUUCUAUGUCAAUGUUCCAAGUCGAAUCGAUCCUACCGCAGCACCGGACGGUAAAGAUGCCGUGGUGGUCUUGGUCCCCGUCGGCCACAUCGUGGACGACCCUUCUAAUCCCCAAGACUGGGAUGCUCACGUAAACCGUGCUCGCGAAGCUGUUCUCAAGACAAUCGAAUCUCGAACGGGAGCUUCAGGGCUGCGCGAAAGUAUUCUUCGCGAAUCGGUCGAGACACCUAUGAGCUGGAAGGAGAAAUUCAAUCUUGAUCGGGGCGCUAUCCUGGGUCUUUCGCAUUCAUUCUUCAACGUUUUGAGUUUCCGACCUAAGAUCAAGCACCCUGAUAUCCCGAGACUCUAUUUUGUGGGAGCCAGUACGCAUCCAGGAGCUGGAGUGCCCGUUGCUCUUAUGAGUGCGAAGGUUGCUAGUGAAAUUAUCCUGGAGAAUUCGUGCAAGAAAAGGGGCGGAGGAUCUAUGUGGGUGAUAUGGUGGUUUGUUCUACCAAUUUUGCUUGCAUUAUUAUCUUUCUUUGGGUAUGGUUCCAUGGAUUGGACAAGGCUGCUUCCUCUGGAAGGGAAGAUGUGA